CCAAAAUUCGAAAAAAUCCCCAAUUGAACUCUAUGAGCCCUAACUUUGAUUCCUAAAUGAAGAACCCUAAAUUCAGUCUCUAAAUCCCCAAUUGAGUGCUUCCAUUCGAUUUUAAGCACUAUUUCGACCAGCCUAAGCCCUAUUUCGGUGCUUAGGGUUUAGGUGUUUUCGCGAUUUCGACCCCUCAAGCAGAAGCAAUUGCAGUGCUUCCAUUCUAUUUCGCGAUUUCAACCUUGCUUUCUAAACUUCCUUCUUCUUCACGUCACGAGACAAUGUCGCUAGUGCCGGCUAAUGAUGCAUUUGUUCAGGAUGUUGAUUCCGACGGUGAAGACAUCCGAGAAAGAAAUGAUUUUAACAGAGAGGAAGUUGUAUCUCUGUUUUGCGAUGAGUCUCCCAUCAGGCAUAAUGAUUAUCCUGAGACUGAGUUUGGUGGUGAAGGUGAUGAAGCACAACGAACAGCUAAGAGACGCAACAACGUCCCGAGAGGUAAUGGGAACUUGUAUCUUGGACAAAUUUUCAUGAAUGGUAUUGCAUUCAAAGAGGCUGUCCUCGAUCAUGCUCUUAAAACGGGUCGGAACAUAAAGCAGAAUAGGUGGGAUAAAACCAAGCUUGCCUUCAAUUGUGAAGGCAAAGGCUGUUCUUGGCGCAUCCAUUGCUCCAUUUCGGGACAGUCUGAUUGGUGGCAGGUUUCAGUCUUUGAGGGACCUCAUACAUGUGUUCCUAACGGAGUUUGUACGAUGCUAAAAAUCCCACAAAUUGCUCGUUUGUUUCUUGACAAGAUCACAAUUCACGGCAUCAUAAGAAAAAACCAAAAACGAAUGCUGAAGCAUCAACUCAGGCUGUAGCAUCAUCUCAGGUUGGAGCAUCCUCUCAGGCUGAAUCUUCUCAAGGAGUUCUCACUCAGAUUUGAGUUCGAUGAUGACGACGGCUUUAUGACCAGUUUUAUGGUCUAUUAUUUUGGUAUCUAUUAGGAUCUCUUUAACGAUUUUAUUAUUUUGAAAACAAGUACGAAGCAUCCAGUUGUAUGGUCGUUUGAUACAUUGUAAGACCAGUUAUAUUUCGUCUAUGUUUACUUGCUAUUAUCAUUUUCUCCUCUCAAAUGCGUUU
Molecule: messenger RNA, 1107 nt
Organism: Eutrema salsugineum
Lineage: Eukaryota; Viridiplantae; Streptophyta; Magnoliopsida; Brassicales; Brassicaceae
Exons: 4
Coding region: 273-845 (190 amino acids)
Source: RefSeq, a predicted model, not a curated record